Messenger RNA from Closterium sp. Naga37s-1, 5436 nucleotides. The record is from the annotation of a GenBank genome assembly. NCBI's taxonomy places the organism in Eukaryota, Viridiplantae, Streptophyta, Zygnematophyceae, Desmidiales, Closteriaceae.
AUGUCUUACCCAGGCGACGGCGCGCUGCUAGAGUACCGCCCGGCAGGACCAUCAGCGGCAGCGGACCGAUCAGCGGCUUCCGCGCCGCGUGUCGCGGCCGGCAACGGUGGCUAUUCGCUGUUCGCGCGGAGAGACGGUUUCGCUCCGUCCACCAUUCUGCGACUCGAAGUCGCCGCGCUGCCGACAGCUGCUGCUGCUGAUAGUUCCGCUAUCCCCGCCGCCCCCGCCGCCACCGCCGCUUCCGCCGCAUCUGACGCUUCCGGGGCGGCGGGCGUGCUGAUCGCGCUGGCGGACUGCGUGAGGCUGGCGGCGCUGCCGUCAUUGGAGCCGCUGACGUGUCUCCCGCGCACAGCUGGCGCCACGUCACUGGCGUGGGACGCGGAGGGCGGCGUGCUGUGCGUGGCGAUCAAACGGAGAGUGCUGGUGCUGCGGUUUGAUGGCCGCUCAGCUUUCAAGGAGGAACGUGAGUUCACGUGCCCAGACGCCCCUCGCCUGCUCGCCCUGCCCUCGCCCACCACGCUCUGCGCCGCCACACCCGCCAAGUACCUUCUGCACCACAUUCCACCGCCCGGCACCGCUGGCAGCGGCGGCUCGUGGCGGGAAAUGCUGCCGUGUGGGCAGGUGGCCCCACCUAGUGUUGUAAAGCUGCCCCGGGGAGAGAUGUUGGUCGGCAAGGACAGCAUAGGGCUCUUUCUUGACGCCUCUGGUCGCCCUCUGCGCUCCCACGGCAUCAACUGGUCGCGCCCGCCCUCCCACGUGGCUGUCAUGCCGCCCUACGCCCUCGCCAAGCUCCCCAAUUACAUCGAGGUGCGCUCCUUGCUGCCGGGCCAUGCCUUGGUGCAAACCAUCCCCCUGCGGGAGCAUGCAGCGUUGUGGACUCCUCCAAAUCUCCCCACUGCCACUACUGGCGCCGUUGACGACAGCAGCAGGGGGGCAGGGCGGUCAGCCCGGGGUGUGUUUGCAGUGGCGGAGGAGAGUGUGUACAUCGUCGCUCCUGUCUCCCUUGCCGCUCAGAUCGACCAGCUAGUGAGCGAGGGGCUGUUUGAAGAGGCGCUCUCCCUGUGUGAGGGGCUAGAGGAUGGGGAGGGGGAGGAGGAAGGGGCGAGGGAGGGGGAGGAGGAGAGGAGCGGCCAGCCAAGGAGGCGCAUGGACCUGGUUCGACUGCGUCUCGCCCACCAUCUCUUCUCAUCGGGUGAAUUCGACCGGGCCAUGCAGCAACUCGCCCUCUGCUCCUUGCCGCCCCUCCUCCCAGCCCUCUCGCUCUUCCCCUUCCUCCCCUCCCUCCCCUCCCUCCCCUCCUCCAUCCUCUCCCUCGCUGCCUCCUCCUCCCCCUACCCUCCCUCCUUCCCCUCCGCCUCCCCCUCCUCCCCCUCCUACCCUCUCUCUCCUUCCUCCACACCUUCUGCUGCUGCAACACCACCGGGAGUGCAAUCGCAAUCAGAUCUAACCGGGCGGCAGCGCAAGCUGGCGUUGCUGUCUCUAGUGGCUGCCACAGCAGACGCAUCAGCAGCAGCAGCAGCCGCCACAGCAGCUGAUGCAGCCGCAGCAGCAGCAGAGGCAGAAGAGAGAGAUAUCCUCUCUGAAUCACCGCCUGACUCGCCCGAGACUGCCUUUGACUUCAACCACUCGCUCUUCUCCUCCUCCGGCCCUCUCACCUUCGGGGCGCGUCCCAGCCCCCCUCCCCCUGCUGCCACUAGCAGCAGCUACAACACCCACAGUUCCCUUGGCAGUAACAUCAAGAAUGGCGAUGCAACCGCCACCAUAGAAAGCAGCAGCAGCAGCAACAACCUGGGAACGAGUGGUGGUGGUGGUGGUGGGGGGGUGUCUUUCGAAGGGCCUCUGGAUGCAGCCUCUGUCUCUCGCGCUGCUGCUGCUGUCACUGCUGCUGCUUCUGCUGCUGCUGUGCGGACUGGUGAUGGGCAUGGGCAGGCGCUAGCCAUACAGGCAGCACCUUCUGAGUUCUCCCCUGCAGCGGUUGAUCGCUUUAUUGCCGCUCUCUCUGUUCAGACACCUCUCUCUCAGCCUCUUCCUCCUGCUUCUUCUCCUUCACUUGUCAUUCCGAAUCAAGAAGGGAGAGGUGGUGGGACUGAUAAUGAGUUAUUUCAGAUGCAGAGCGAAGGAGCGGGGAGAGGUGGAGGGGGGGCAUCCAUGUCAGCGACGGGUGUUGCUGACUCAGCGGACCCGAUGCACCCGCUCCGAUCGGCUCUGCAUGCGUUGUGGGCGGCCGAUAACUUCUGCCACGUCAGCACUGUGGAGGCGGCGCUGCGUGAGGAGGACAGGUGGCGCGACGUGAUUCGCUUUCUAUUUUUCAAGGGAUUGCACAGAGAGGGUCUUGUGCUCUUAAGAGAGAUGCUUAAGGACGGUGGAGUGGGAACGGGGUGGGAAGGGGAGGAGGGGACAGAGGUGGAGGGAAGGAGAAAGGUAGAGGGAGAAGGAAUGGAGGGAGCAGGGGAGAGCGGUGAUGGUGGUGGUGGUGGUGGUGGUGAUGAGACGAGGGGGAAGAGGAGGGAUGCUGACGUGGUAGAGAACUGCUUCAAGGAAUACGUGGAGCUGCUAGGUCAGCAGCCACGUCAGCAGCCGCUCGUGCUGGAGGCGCUGACAUGGCGCUUUGAGGACGACCCGACUGCUGCGCUGGCGCUGCUCACAUCGCUGCGGCACCCCCCUCCCAACGGUAUAGCCAUGUCCCCCGCAUCUCCCUCCCCACCAGACCUGGUGCUCUCUCUCAUCCGCCAGGUGGCCCCUCACCUCAGUGUCUCCUUCCUCCAACACCUUUUAGAACAGACAGCGCAGGCCAUGGGAGAGGGGGGUGGCGGGUGGGGGCUGCUCUGCUCCUCUCUGCCAUCAAGACCUCGUGCUCUCGCUCAUCCGUCAAGUGGCCCCUCACCUCAGUGCCUCCUUCCUCCAACACCUCUUAGAGCAGACCGCUCAGGCCAUGGAAGAGGGCAGUGGAGGGUGGGGGCUGCUCCUUCUUGUCAUUCCCCCCUCAUGCUGGUGUCUUGUUCUCUCCUCCGCCCUCUUCCCCCCCUCUCCACCCUGUCCUCCCGCCCUCUCCCACCCCGCCAGACCUGGUGCUCUCGCUCAUCCGUCAGGUGGCCCCUCACCUCAGUGCCUCCUUCCUCCAAAACCUCUUGGAGCAAACUGCCCAAGCCAUGGGAGAGGGGGGUGAAGGACCUGGUGCUCUCGCUCAUCCGUCAAGUCGCCCCUCACCUCAGUGCCUCCUUCCUCGAACAUCUGUUGGAGCAAACAGCUCAAGCCAUGGGAGAGGGGGGUGCGGGGGACGGUGGGGAAGAUGGGGAAGAGGAGGAGGAGGGAUUGGAAGGGGGCUGGAGGGACAGCAGCGGCAGUGGCGGCGGGGGGAGCGGGAGAGGGAGUGGGGAGGAGAGUGGAAGGCGGUCGAGCGGCAGUGGGGUUGGGUCCAGUGGAGAGGGUGGGGGUGUGGUUGGGGGGAGUCAGGAGGUGCAGGAUGUGGGGGCAGCAGCAUCUCAGCUACAGCUAGACCUGGUGAGUGGAGGGCCUUUUGAGGUUCGGCUCAGCCUUCACCGUGUCAAAGCGGAGCUCCGCCAAUCAGCAGCUGCCACGUCAACAGCAGGGAUCUCCCCAGCCACGUCAGCAGCAGGGGAGCGCCCUGUUGUGAUUUGUCCAGAGAGGGCCAAGCUGGCAGCUGUGUUGCAGCGGAUCAGGCUGCGGCUUAUUCCAGAGGUGCUGCAAAUGCUCCCGCCAGACUCCCUCUUUGAGGAGAAGGCCUCCCUUCUCCUGCGCCUCCUGCUACACACCCACGCCCAUUCCCCUGGCCAAGCCACUGCGGCCGCAAAAACAGCAGCAAGAGCAGCUGCAGCAGGACUUGCAAAUGCAGCCCCUCAUGCGGGCUCGGGUGCAACGUGCCUGCACGCGAACCCCAUGAGAGCAGCAAUGCUUUCGGGUGCACGAAUGCCCGUGCGUGCAGCAGAGGCAGCAGCAGCAGCCGUGGAGGCAGUGGGUGGUCGAGAUGCGCUGCUGUGGAUGGUGCUUGUGCUCUAUGCCAGGAAGCUGAAUCAGCCCUUGCACUGCAUCUCCAUCUGCGACCAACUCGUCUCCUCUCCGCCCUCUCGCCCAUCCACCACCUCCCUCUCUCACCACCCUUCUCCCACCCCUCCCUCCUCCUUCUUACCCUUCAUCUCCCCUCGUAUGCCUCCUCCUCUCACCACCACCACCACCACCACCACCUCCUCCUCCCCCUCUUCCUCCUCCUCCUCUUCUCACUCCCACAUUCCUGCGCUCAUCCCUCUCCUCCCUCCCUUCUCCUCUUCUUCCAUAACCGCUUUCCAAUCCACUCCCACCACUGCCACCACUGCACAAGCACAAGCACCACCACCAGCAGUGGGAGGGGAAACAGGAGGAGCAGCAGCAGGGGCAAAAACAGCAGCAGGAGGAAGAACAGGAGAGACCAGAGGGGUUGCAAGGGAGGAGGCUACCCCUGAUGUGGGAGGCACCAGCUCUAGCAGCUCUAGCAGCAGUAGCAGCUCUAGCAGCAGUAGCAGCUCUAGCAGCAGUAGCAGCUGUAGCAGCAGUAGCAGCUCUAGCGCCCUUCUUACUGCUUCCACGCCCCACCAAGUGCUGCUGCGGGUGCUGCUGCUGUCUGACGUGGCGCUGACUCAGUUUGCCGCCCACUUUGGGAGGAUCUACCCUGUCAGUCAAGGGGAGGGCGAGGAGGGGAAGCAGAGAGGGGAGGAAGGUGCGGAGAAGGGGCAUGGAGAUGGACAGAAGGGAAGGAAAGGAGUUAGAACGGAAGCAGAGAUGGCAGAAGCACCAGCAGACGCAGCAGCAGUGGACGCAGAAGCAAGGGCGAUUGGUGCAGAGAAGAGGGGAAAGAGGCUAGCUGUGAUAGCAGAUGUGGAAGAGGAGGAACGGGGGGACAGGGGGGGAAGCAGCAGCCUUGCGUCUUUGGUUCCGGUCUCCUCAACCCUACAGGGCCACACGGGUGUGACAGAGAGCAAGAAGGAAGAAGGAGAAGCAAGUCAAGCGUUUGGCGCGGUUGGGAGACGAGGGGGGGCGAACAGGUGGGGGCUGAGGGAGGGAGUGAUGGUGGCGGCGGCUCUUGAGGUGAUGGAGAGGCGGUGGGCAAUGGUUGACCCCUGGGAGGCGUUACACAUGCUACCAAGUGACGUACCUUUGCAGAGCGUGCUGCCAUACCUGGAGGCAGUGCUGCGGGCGGGCAGUGAGCAGAGGAGGAACAGUUCUGUGGUGAAGAACCUCAGGCGCAGCGAGAACCUGCAGCUCCGGGAGGAGUUGGCGAAUGGCAGGAAGCGCCACGUCAGCAUCACGGGGGACCGGCUGUGCGCCAUCUGUCGCAAGCGGAUUGGAGGGAGCGUGUUUGCCGUCUAUCCGGGCGGCACGCUGGUGCAUUUUGUCUGCUUCCAGCACCACCAGACACAGCUGCCUGCUGCUGCUGGUCCGUGA